AUAUAUUCAGUCCUAUCUUGGGAGAAGAUUAAUUUUAUUUUGGCGUACUUCACUGUUUUUAAUUUAUAUUCAUUUUUAUUAAAUAUUAAUUUUUUGUCUUCAAAGACGAGUAAAAAUUUAUUAAAUUUUAAGAUAAAAUUAAUAAAAUAUAAGAUUUUUCUCGGUUAUGCUAAAUCAUGCCAAAAAUGAGAAGUGAUUAAUAGAGAGGGCAGGAGGGAAUCCCUUUACAUUUAAUUACCAUAUUACCCUCCUCGAUUCAAGAACUCCAUUUUAACAGGAGAAGAAUAAAUUAAUGUGCAACGAAGAAACUGGCACUGUUUUACCAUAGCUCAUCACAUCCAUUUUGUCAAUUAUAAUUAUAAUUCCAUAUUUGUUUAGCAUGUAGGAAAGAAGACUUGGAAAAUAGAACGUUUUAGUAUUUUUUUUUUCCCCUUAAAAAAUUUGGGGCUCUAAUAGUAGAUCAACGUGGAAAACAAAGGUGAUACUAAAACUGAAAUGAUUUGAUUUGAGGUCGUUGUUGGUGUCCAAAGUGUGGGAUAAUAUAUGGGGGCGUCAUUUUCACGGAUCCAAAGACGUAAAGGAGAUUGCAGUUUUGGGUUGGUGGACAUGACUCGGGGGAGCAUGCAUGGAGAACAUGGGCGACGUUUCUGACCUGCCCAAACAAAAAGCCAAAAGGCUUCGCAAUAAAAAAUAAUUUAAAAUUGAUUAUAAUAAUAGAAAAAGGCUGGAGGGGCAGACACGGUUUCCCGGAGAUGCAGCUACAAAAGAGAAACGGGGAGCGUGCGUUGUGCCUUUCUCUGGAGCGGCAUCGUCAUGGUGGGGACAAAUGCCCCGCAAUAAUGUUGAUAUUGCAUUCCGCUAACUCUACUAGGCCGUCGAGAGGACUUUUGUGGCCAUUUUUAUCGGCUUUCUCUGGUACACCUCAGUUCAUUACGCCUCUUGGCCUUCACCACGUUUUCCCACCUGACGUUGUUGAACCUGAGGCUGUUCCGGUUUUCCUUUCGGAGAUCGCACCGACGAGAAUACGUGGAGGAUUGAAUAUCCUGUUCCAGCUCAAUGUCACCAUCGGCAUUCUCUUCGCUAGCCUUGUCAACUACGGCACCAACAAAAUCAAAGGCGGAUGGGGUUGGAGGCUAUCUCUGGGGCUGGCUGGCAUCCCGGCCGGACUCCUAACCGUAGGAGCUCUCUUGGUGGUCGACACUCCCAACAGUCUCAUCGAGCGUGGUCGAUUGGAUGAAGGCAAAGCCGUGCUUAAAAAGAUAAGGGGCACCGACAACGUCGAACCUGAGUUCUUAGAACUGGUCGAGGCGAGCCGUAUUGCCCAGGAGGUGAAGCACCCUUUCAGGAAUCUUCUCAAGCGCCGCAAUCGUCCCCAGCUUGUCAUUGCCAUCGCCUUGCAGAUCUUCCAGCAAUUCACCGGUAUAAACGCCAUCAUGUUCUACGCCCCAGUGCUGUUCAACACAUUGGGAUUUAAAAACGAUGCUUCCCUCUACUCUGCCGCGAUCACUGGGGCUGUUAACGUCCUCUCCACUAUUGUUUCCAUCUACUCGGUGGACAAAGUUGGGCGUCGCAUGCUCCUCCUGGAAGCCGGUGUCCAGAUGUUCUUGUCCCAGGUGGUGAUUUCUAUUAUCCUAGGAAUCAAAGUGAAGGACCACUCGGAUGACCUUUCGAAAGGGUUUGCGAUCCUUGUCGUUGUUAUGGUGUGCACUUUUGUGUCUUCCUUCGCUUGGUCCUGGGGGCCUCUUGGGUGGCUCAUCCCCAGCGAGACGUUCCCACUGGAGACCCGAUCGGCGGGGCAGAGUGUGACUGUUUGUGUCAACUUGCUCUUCACCUUCGUCAUCGCGCAGGCGUUCCUCUCCAUGCUGUGUCACUUCAAGUUCGGGAUCUUCCUGUUCUUCUCUGGUUGGGUCUUGAUCAUGUCCUCCUUCGUCCUGUUCUUGCUCCCGGAGACCAAGAACAUCCCGAUUGAAGAAAUGACAGAGAGAGUGUGGAAGCAGCACUGGUUCUGGAUGAGGUUCAUGGAAGAUGAUUAUGGUGAUGUCGUGGAUGGUAAAGCAGCCAAUGGUAAAAAUGGGCGAGUUAAUGGAUUUAAUCCCUCUUCCCAGUUGUAAAUAAGAAUAUCGCCAUAAAAUUGGGUUUGCCAUACCAGUAAUUCAGGCUCCCCCUCCCCCUCCCCCUCUCCCUCCAUCCCUCCCUCUGAAUAUAGUAAAUGCCUGAACAUAGUAUCAUCACGCGCAUGAAUUAACCAUCUUUCCCAAAGCAGUUAAUAUAUUUCAGAAUUUUGUGACCCCCUUGGGUUUCCCUUCUUCUUCUUUUCUUCUUUGUAUUAUGAGAGAUGAUGUUAUUCAAAUCAGAUAUUUCAAUUUUUCUCAUGGUUGAAA
Prosopis cineraria is the source of this 2381-nucleotide messenger RNA. RefSeq names its product sugar transport protein 13-like. Gene Ontology annotation, cellular component: membrane. Gene Ontology annotation, molecular function: monosaccharide transmembrane transporter activity. Bases 753 to 2111 code for a protein of 452 amino acids. The record is from RefSeq and is a predicted model, not a curated record. The transcript is spliced from 4 exons. NCBI's taxonomy places the organism in Eukaryota, Viridiplantae, Streptophyta, Magnoliopsida, Fabales, Fabaceae. Gene Ontology annotation, biological process: monosaccharide transmembrane transport.